AAAAUAUUGUGAUUAAUAAUCAUAAUAAUAGUAGAAAGCAAGUUAAGUAGGCCCAAUUGAUUUUUAACAAUUGAACUUUUAAAACGAAAAAGAAGGCAUCUGCCCUUGCUGUUCAAGGACUAUUUACAGGUCAAAAUUAAGUUUAAGCAGUAAUAAUGCUUAAUUAUCCCAUUUAGGAGUAGGAAUUACUCUUUAUUUUAACUUUACGAAAUUCACAAUAUUUCUCACUUUAAUUAUAUUCUUAACAUCUGGUUUGUAUAAUUUAAUUACAAAUAUAUAUCGUGGGGAGAACUGCUCUAGUAGUUUCUAAGCUAAGUAAACAAUUUGUUAUAGAUACAUUUGCCAAAGCAAUUGGAUAACUAUCAUGACAGCUGGUAAUAAGAAAAAUGAAGCAAGUUUAUUAUAAAAUUAAGAAUUAUUCAAUAUUUUUACUGUUUGUGUUGCUGUAUUAUGUUUUUAAUACUUCAGAUACUACAUUAGAAAAGCUGACGCUAUCACUUAUAAAGUUGAUAAUUCUGCAGAAGACUAUACUUUGCUAGUUAAAGAAAUUCCAGUAAUUAAAAAUCCUAAUUAUGAGAGCUACCUUUAAGAUUUAAAAAUUUAUUUGUAACAAUGUUUGAUAGAAGAUUUAUACACCUCAAUAUCUAAGAUAAACUUUUGUUAUAAUUUAGUUGAAUUACAGGCAAUUUAAAAAAAAAAGGAAGAUAUCUUAAAAUAAAAAAGAGCAGCAACUAAAUAGAGAUACAUUCAUGGUAAAUAUUAACCAGGAUUCAGUAUUUCUUUACUUGAUUAAGAGUUAGAAAUAGUUGAAUCCUAACUAACUUCCCUAAGUAAAAAAUUUUAUGACUCCAAUGAUGAAUAAACAUUCUCUAGUAAAUUUACAGGAUGGGCGUUUGUUUCUAUUGAAUUUGCGAAAUAUCUUUACAAACCCUCUGAUCUGAUUUUGGGUACUUCUAAAAAGUUGAAUUACAGCGGAAAGAAGUUAUAAAUUCAAAAGCCACCUGCUCCCACUGAUGUAUUUUGGGAAAAUCUUCAUAUUCAUAACCAAAUAUGUUUACUGUUUGGUUGUUUCUUACUAGUGAAUUACAUUUUAAAGCAAUAAUAAACAGUUAAAAACAGUAAAAAAGUUUUUUUCUAUAAUAAUGAGGUCACUCUUCAAAUAUUUGGAGUUUUAAUAUCUGUAAUCAUCAACGUUAUGAACAUGAUCUUAGAAGAGCUUUGCAUCUUUUUUACGCAUUUUGAGAAAUAAAAAACAAGGACUGAAUAUUACACAAGUGCUAUUUAUAAGAUAUCUUUGGCCUAAUUUAUAGUCUCUGCGUUGAUUAUUUUUGUAAGUUAGAUGUUUUACUUAGGUUAAGGUGGAAGCUAUUUUUAAAAGAUAUUUGAUAAAGGUGGCUUAGUAUAUAAUAUUUAAUACUUGUUUAUCACAAGUACAAUCAUGGGAUCUUUCUUACAGUUUUUGAACAUCCCUGGUGUUUUUAAAGCUAUUAAAAGAUAUUUUGCAGUGAUUUCUUGUAAGAAUGAAACUAAUUUUUCGACUUAAGAAUAACUCCAUUAAUUAUUCGAAAAUCCUGAAUUUGAUAUCAUUGGUAAGUACAGCAGACAACUAAAAACAAUCUUUUUAAUGGCUUUCUAUGCUCCAAUAAUACCUGCUUGCUUGCCAUGGGUAGCAUUUACUCUUUUACUCAACUAUUUUUUAGAUAAAUAUGAACUAAUAUAUAGAAGAAUAGUGAAGUAUAAUAUUAGUAAUGAAAUUACUAUAGAAAUGACUGAAUUAUUAGAACUUACAAUUAUCAUUUUUUGUGUUGGUAAUGUAUUCUUUUCUGUCUUCGUAUGUGAUAACAAUAUGCUAAGCUUACAAGGUAUUUAUCAAUUUAUUUCAUGUGGAAUUGGCUUAGUAAAUGCAAUUUUACCUAUGCAAUUAAUAAAUAAAAAACUAUUUGAUGUAGCAAAGGCAACUCCUAAUGAAUAAUCUUACUAUUAAAUCGAAGAUAAAUUUAUCACUGACUAUGAGAGAGAAAACCCAGCAACAAAAUUAAUAGCCAAAUAAAUAAUCAAAGAUAGAAUAAAAGAGAAAAAAAAUAAAUAAAGUGGAAAUGAAGAUCCAAAUACUCCUUUAUCAAGAUUUCUUAAUAUAAAAGAUGAUUAAACUUUUGAACAAACGCCAUCAACAAGAAAAAGAAAAAGAUAAAAUAAAAUGGGUAGUCCUUGA
This is a messenger RNA of Tetrahymena thermophila SB210, 2212 nucleotides long. RefSeq names its product phage head-tail family protein, putative. Gene Ontology annotation, cellular component: plasma membrane. Gene Ontology annotation, molecular function: calcium-activated cation channel activity. The record is from RefSeq and is a predicted model, not a curated record. The transcript has 10 exons. NCBI's taxonomy places the organism in Eukaryota, Ciliophora, Oligohymenophorea, Hymenostomatida, Tetrahymenidae.